Glossina fuscipes is the source of this 3086-nucleotide messenger RNA. RefSeq names its product protein SON (gene Son). The transcript has 2 exons. The record is from RefSeq and is a predicted model, not a curated record. NCBI's taxonomy places the organism in Eukaryota, Metazoa, Arthropoda, Insecta, Diptera, Glossinidae. Bases 57 to 2780 code for a protein of 907 amino acids. Gene Ontology annotation, biological process: regulation of cell cycle; regulation of mRNA splicing, via spliceosome. Gene Ontology annotation, molecular function: RNA binding.
GUUAUAAAAUCUAUAAAAUAUAAUCGGAAAUUAUUAAAUCAAAAUAAAACUAAGUCAUGGCGAAUGCAAUAGAUCCAACAAACCAAGUUGUCAAAUUUAAAGAAGAAAGAUCAGAUCCAGAAAUAGAAAGAAGAAUUCAGUUAUUAACGGCGGCAUCAGCAACAGCAAUAAUUAAAGAAGAGCCUUUAGAUUCCAAUAAUGGAAUAGUAAAAGUUAAUAAUAAUAUUAAUGAUAAUGGCCGCGUUAAUAAUGCUAAUUCUGAUGUGGAUGAAUCCCUCGAUGAUGAUGAUGAUGAUGAUGAUGUUUCGCAAGACACUCAAAGCUCAUCUGAGAAACAUCAGAAUGAAGACGAUGAUAAGAAAAGUGUCGAACCCGUAAAGAGUUCUAAUGAAAUAUUAACUGAACUGUUUAAAGUGUUUAAUGUUGCCCCACCAGAUGAGUUAUUAGAUGAUAAAAAUCUCAUUAAUAAAGUUAAGAAACAUAAAAAAGAUAAAAAGAAAAAACAUAAAAAAAACAAGUCCGCUGACGAACAGUCCGAUUCAGAAUCUGGAAUUUCCAAGGGAAAACGUAAACAUAAGAAAAAAAAGAAGCAUAAACAUAAGCAUAAAGAUGGUGAUAAAGUGAAGGAAAAGGGUAAAGGUAAAGACAAGGAAAAGGGUAAAACUAAAGACGUUCAUAGAGAUAGUAUGGAAAAGAAAAAGAUUCGUGAAGGCGAUAAAAGCAAAGAACAAGAUAGACCUAAGCAUAAAGAGGUUAGUAAACAUUUAUCUUUGAAUAAAAAUAGCAAAGAUUGCAAGACCUCGUCCGAUCAUAAGAGACGUCACGAUAAGUCAGAGAACGAAAAUAAUGCCAAGAAAAGGCGUUCAGAAGUUUUUAACGAUUUUUACAAAGACUUUAGGGAUAAAGAUAGCCAGCGGGGAAAAAAGCACAGUAGUCGUGGACGGGAAUUGAAAAUAAAAAAAGAAAAUUUAGAAAGAGUAACAUCUGAUUCAUCGAAAUCGGAAGGCGAAAUCAGCGACACUACACUUUCUGAUGAAGAGACUUAUCUCAGAGAAAGAGAACCCGUUAGAGAAACUAGUUCACCUCAUCAUAGUAAAAAUCGAUCUCAUAACAGUUUUUACGCUGGCUUAAAGCGUACUCGAAGUAGAGAUCGGGUUGAUGACCGUGAUCGCGAUUGCGCACGCAGUCGCGAUAAAUAUCGUGAUCGUGGACGAGAACGUAGUAAAUAUUCCUCUAAUAGUCGUCGCUAUAGUCGACGCUCACGCUCACGUUCUCGUACACGAUCACGUUCCAGAUACCACGAUUUGGGCAUUGAUAAAAAACGCUUAUUAGAAAUUGCCCGGAAGAAUGCUAUCAGUAUGUUUAAACGCGGCAAUCUGCCCGGUUGCGAUAAUAUGACGCAAGAGGUCAAGGAUAAGGUGCUACUCAAAAUGCGUUAUGGAGGCCGAACUGUAGAAGAUCUUACAGAGUUUUGUAAAAAAAUCUCGAAUGGUGAACAUCUAUCAGAUUUGAGUUCUGAUGAAGAUUCCGAUGUGGAUAAAAGCGGUAACGCGAAAGCUUUUCACCACCCCUUCCAGAUCAAGGAACGGGAACCAAUUGUAAUGCAUAUUCGUAAUUGCAAGCCAAUCGUGCCGGUUGUUGUGAAAACGGACGAUCAAACCAAGGCCAUAACCAUGCAGUUCCCCGUGUCGUCUGGACAACAGCAUCGUUUAACGGAAUCUUGGAUACUUGUGGAGGCCAAAGAUAAGUUAGCGUCAUUGCCGGCAUUGUCAACAUCGAAUCCCGCAGCAAAUGUAUUCAAAAAUACAAUGCCGAAAAAUGUUCUCGGUAAAUCACUUCCUGUCGAGGAAGAACAAGAACCGGCUUUUAAAUCAGUGCCACCUACAGUGGCAACGGCCGCAGAAUCUGUCACAAGUGCAGAUGUAAACGUUGUUAAAACUGAAGAUGUUUUAACGGAGCCAAUUAAUGGCGUUGCAACAGCAUCGGUCGAAACGCCACGCGUUGAUUUUGUACCAGAUGUUCCCAUUCCUUCCAGUACUGAUACCGUAUUCUCUCAAAACGAAGGGCCACCUUUAGAUGUGUCCUCAAUUAUAUCUAAAAGACUUAAUGCUAUGAGAAGAUUACAGGAAAAUCCCAUGGAUUCGGAGGCCUUAAAGAUGAUGUACAGCUCGCAACGUGAAAUGACCAGUUGGGCAUCAUCUAAACAUUUACCUGGCCAGUUUACUGGAAGCACUGGUGCAAACAUACUAAAACCGAGCGAAUUAAAUUCGGGUCCUCAAGUAUGGGCCCGAAGAGAUCAAUUGACCUCAUCCAAACCGGUAACCGGUGGCGUAGGAAUGCAGUUAUUACAGAAAAUGGGCUGGAAACCCGGUGAAGGUUUGGGUAGAGACAAAAAUGGAGCUUUGCAACCUUUGCUGCUUGACGUGAAAUUAGAUAAACGCGGCCUAGUAGCGCAAGAUGAUUGCAAUGGUUUCGCGAGCCGUAAACUGAACCCACCAAAAAAGCGCCCUGUCAGCGGUAAAGCUCAAGCCCAAUUAAAUAUCCAAGAUAGACAUCCGGUAUGUCUACUCAAUGAACUCACAUCGAAACGCAAAUGGACCCCACCCACGUACACAUUGACAAACCAGAAAGGUCCAUCUCAUAGCAGAAUGUUUAUGUUUUCAGUAUCUGUUAAUGGAGAAACGUUUACGCCGGAACGUGCUUGUAAUACAAAAAAGGAAGCUAAACUUUUGGCUGCUAAAUUUUGCCUACAACAAAUAGGCAUAUUGCCUGCCGAUUGAAGGGGAAAGGGGGGAGGCGCUCGAUGAAUUAGUUUUUAAUUGAAUGAAAUUAGUUUUGCUAAACAUGUAAAAAUAUUUAAUUUAAAUGGAUUAACUAAGAGAAAUUGAAGUCUAACUUUAUAAUAAAUGUAAAUAGUAAGUUUUGAGUUAGUAAAAAAACAGAUAAUUUGCGUCCAUAUGUACUGCUCUCGCCAUAGAUUUCCCUAAAUUUACUUUUAUGCUUAUGCACUCUUCUUAGGUAACACGCAAAGCGUGUCUAAAUUGUCAUUCACUUCAAAUGUAUUUCACUUCAACUUUGAAAGUGUU